Messenger RNA from Drosophila ficusphila, 7459 nucleotides. It is a transcript of the gene Mgtor, whose product is annotated as nucleoprotein TPR. Bases 141 to 7187 code for a protein of 2348 amino acids. The transcript is spliced from 5 exons. Lineage: Eukaryota; Metazoa; Arthropoda; Insecta; Diptera; Drosophilidae. Gene Ontology annotation, biological process: protein import into nucleus; mRNA export from nucleus. The record is from RefSeq and is a predicted model, not a curated record. Gene Ontology annotation, molecular function: structural constituent of nuclear pore. Gene Ontology annotation, cellular component: nuclear pore.
AACUCAACUGCACGCACGGUUACUCUGUUUUUCGCGUCUCGUCUGGAUUCCUGCAAUUUUGCAAAUAACUGAGAACAUUUUGUAUAUUUCGCACGUUCCACUCCAAUUUCACCACUGCUUGACAAGGAUCACCUGCGAAAAUGGAUCUCAGCGGUCCACAAAGUCUGGACCUAAUACUUCAGCCCGAUGAGCUGAAACUCGUGCCGGAAGAUGUCCAAAAGAAGUUGUCGGCGUACAUAAAAAAUUUUUCGGAUGAGUAUUGCAAGGAACGCGCGGCAGCCAAUCGCUUGGCCGAAGCCGAGCAAAAGAGCGAGGAGUUAGAAAACAAAAUGGAGGACUACCUGGCCAAGUUCAACAACUUUGAGCUAAAUGUCGCCGAGCUGCGUAGCCAGCUGGACCAAGUGUCCGCGGAAAGGGUCCAGCUGCUUCAGACAGUGACCAACUAUGAGCUGGAUGUGUCCCAUUUGCGCAAGGAGAAGUUUGCGGCCGUCGAGGAGCGCGAUUCGUUGAUGAAGGUAAUCGAGCGGCAGCAGGCGGAGUUGGAGCGAUUGAAGCAGGACCUGCACACCUACCAGCAGCAGCUAAGUGGCGCCAUCGCCGCCAAGUGCGAGGCCAUUGCCCGCGUAGACGAGAUUCAGAGCAAGGAGGUGGCUCUUGAGCUGAAGGAGAAUCGCAUGGAGAGCGAGCGCCAAAUGAUGCAGCAGGAGAUUCAGCUGCUCAGCGCCGAUCUCAACAGAAACAACGCCGAGCUGCAUAAUAUCCGGCGGGAGCACUCGCUUAACACCAUGCAGUUGGAGUCGCGACUGAAGGAGAAGACUGAUGAACUGCACAUGGUGCAGGGACAAUACGAACAAGCUUUGAAGACUAUUAAGGAACUAAACGGUAAAUUGGAGGCCCAUAACGACAAUACGUACAAGCAAAACCUGGCCACCGAGGAGUAUGUGGAGCUACUAAAGAAGGAGCUUGAUGCCAAGGAGAAGCUGUUCGAUAUUUUCAAAAACACGGAAGCCAAUCACGUGGCUCAGAGGGAGGAACUGCUGCAGGGUAUUGCCGAUAUGAAGCGUAUGCUGCAGGAGACCGAGGAUCAGGGCGCUGAACUGGAGGCACAGAUUGCUACGCUUAAGCAAAAUCACGCUGCCGAACUGAAGGAGCAGAACAAGAAGAUUGAAGAGCUGCAACGGGAGCUGGCAGGAGCCAACGUCUUGCUGAAGGAGGCCCAGGAGAGCACGCUAGAGAGCGCCAUCUGCAAGUUGGCCCCCAGUGCUGCUAUAGCUAAUCGCUUGAUGCGCUCCGAUCUUUCGCUAACCGAACUCUACUCAAUGUACGCAAAGAAUAGCGAAGAACUCGAGUUGCAGAAGCGCGAGAACGAACAGUUGAAGCUGCAGGUAAAAUCCAUUCUGGAGGAAAUCAGCGAGAAUGUUCCGAUGAUCGAGAAACGUAGCUCCGAAUUCCGCAAACUGAGCGAGGAGCACAACCUGCUUCGCCAAGAGUACCAGGAGUUAAUGGAGCAGAAGGUAAUGUUAGACCACGAACUGGAGAGGGUCUCCUGCAACCUGAGCCACAACCAGAAGGAGAGCAAGAAGCUGAAGCAGACGCAGAACGACCUCAGCCGACAGGUGUGCAUGCUGCUUCACGAAGUGAACUGCUUGAGAGCCGGCGUGCCGCACAUCCGACAGCCACAGCGCGCACCGACCACCAGCGAAAAUGUGAUUACCGAUCACCUAGUCACCUUUGGCUCCAUCGAGGAGCUGGUCCAAAAGAACAAGGACUUGCUAAGAGUCAGCCGUGAUCUCGCUGAAUCGCUAGAGGCAGUCGACAAAGACAACAACAAACUCUUGCUGGAGCAGGCCGAAAAGCAGCUGGAGAAGGUCAAAGCCCGUUUUGCCGAAAUGGAAGAGCUAUUGGCCCAGAAGAAUGACACAGUUAGCACAUUGCUCUCCAAGUGCGAUCGCUACAAGAAGUACUACUUCGCGGCCCAAAAGAAGUUGGGCCAACGUACUGUGGAUCUGGAUGACCCCAAUCUGGAGCUGAACGACUCAGUCCUCGAGACCUCAACACUGACAGCCGCUCAGGCGGAGGAGCACGGAAGGCUAGAGCGCAGAGUGCGCACGCUGGAGCAGCAACUGGAAGAGGAGGGCAAGAAGUACGCCUCCCUGAAGGAGAACUACGACUACUACACCAGCGAAAAGCGCAAAAACGAUGCGCUGGCCCAGGAGCAGUUCGACUCAAUGCGCAAGGAGGUGCGCGAGCUGACAAGCGCCAACUGCAAGCUGAUGAACGCCACCGAGUUCCAAAAGGAGCAGAUCGAGCUGCUGCACAAGAACAUAGACACCUACAAGCAGCAGGUGUCCACACUGGAGGAGCGCACCAAGAGCUACGAGAAAACCAUUGUCAAGCACGAGCAGACCGUGCUCAUGCUCAAGGACGAAGUGAUGGCCGCCCACCGCAAGCAUGCGGCUGCCGAUUCGGCGGCUCACAGCUUGCGCCAGGAGAACCGCAUCCUGCGGGACACCUCCGCCCGCCUGCAGAUCGAAAAGGAGACCUACCACCGCGAGCAGCAGAGCCAGUCGCUGCUUCUGAACAGCCUGGAGUUCAUCAAGACCAACUUGGAGCGGUCCGAAAUGGAGGGACGCCAGCGGCUGGAGCAACGCCUCGAUGACACGGUGCGCGAACUGGCUGCCCAGCGUCGCCACUUCCAGGAAGAGGAGGAGAAGUUCCGCGAGUCAAUCAACGAGUUCAAGCGGCAGGCGGAGACGGCCAUUAAACUGAAGGACGAAGAAAAGCAGCAGGCCGAGAAGUGGCAGGAGGAGCUAGUGGUCCUGCGCGAAGAACUCGCCCAGAAGGUGAAUCAGGUGAAUGAGCUGAGCAAAAAGCUGCAGGACAGCCUGACGCCCUCCAUCAACGACAAUCCCAUCGCGGCGGCCAACAAGCGAGCCCGCGAAUUCGAGCUCAAGCUGGACCAGGCCACCGUGGAGAUCCAGUCGCUCACCAAGGAGCUGGCCAAUGCCCGCGCCCACGGCGAGCAGUUCUACAAGAUGUCGCAGAGCGCCGAAAGCGAGAUCAAACGUUUGCACGAUCUGCACACCGAGCUGGUGGCCAAGCAGGAGGAGGAAAUCAAGAGACUCCAGAGCUCCGAGGCCGAGCUGAAGACACGCAUCAGCGAUCUGGAGGCCGAGGCGAUGCUGUCCAAUGUCACCGAGCAAAGCAAGGUGGUCAACCAGUCGGGCCAGCUGAAGUCGGCCCAGGAGGAGCUGAAGAGUGUGCUCGAGAAGCUCACGGAGGCCAAUCAAACUAUUCGCACGCUGCGCAACGAGAAUACAAAGCUGGCUGAAUCCCUAAGUGCCGUGGAGGUGAAGUACGCCAACGGAAUGGUGCAGCACUCGGCGGACAUCCAGGAGCUGACCCGUUUCAAGGCGGAAUUCUACAAGGCCAACGACGAGCUGAAUCAGCUGAAAUCGGGUCGCGAUUCCCUGCAGGCCGCCUACGACAAGCUGCUGAGCUCCAAUGCCGAGGCGCAGCAACUGCUGGACAAGGAGAAGGAGGAGUCGGAGAAGCGCGUGGCCGAUCUGCAUGCCCUGAACUCUAGUCUGCACGAUCAGAUUGAAGCGCUGACCGCCCAACUAGCUGUUCUGGCCAGCCAAAGUCAGAACCCGAACACCUCCCUGAAUGAUUCCGCCAUGGAUGCUGACCAGAGCCUCAAUGCCUCUGGAAUGUCCGCUAGCAUCGAGGGCAGGAACAACGAGCAGCUGUUGAAGAUCAUCAAGUUCCUGCGCAGGGAGAAGGAUCUGUUUGCCGCCAAAAUAGACAUCCUGAAGGCGGAGAACGCCCGCCUCGUCUCGGAGCACACCAUUCAGCAGAAAAAGGUAGACGAACUUAAUGGUUAUCUUAACCAGGAGCGCGCCAAGAGCCAGGCGGACGUGGUCUCUGCCAAUAAGCACGAGGAGGUUCUGCGCAAGAUCGAAACGCUGAACGCCAUCACCGACAGCAAUCGCAUUCUUCGCGAGGAGCGAAAUGCGUUGACCGCUCGUGUCGCCGAACUCACUGAUCGUAUCAGCAGCCUGGAGAAGGAGCUGUUCCCGCUGCAGUGCAGCAACAAGGAACUGACCUCGAAGAUCGAGGAGAUCAAUGUGGAGAACACCUCGCUGCGCACCGAGGCCAUCAAGUGGCGGCAGCGCGCCAAUGCGUUGGUCGAGAAGAGCAACCGCAAUCCGGAGGAGUUCAAGCGCUUGCAAUCCGAGCGCGAGCACCUGGCUAAGUUGCUCACGGCCGAGAAGGAGCAGAACAAGAAGCAGGCCGAUGAGCUGGCCCUGCUGAAGCAGCGCCUGGACACAGAGAUUCCGAUGCUGAACAAACACCUGCAACUGCUGGACGAGGCGCGCAAGAAGCAGGCGGACGAGUCCAACAACCUCAAGCAGAACAACACGCGCCAGGGGCAGGACAUCAUGGAGCUGAAGAACAGGCUGCUGCAGAAGGAGGAGGAGCUGCUGAAGGCCAACGAGGAGUUGGAGACAAAGGACAAGACCAUAGCCGACAAGGAUACCAAGGAGUUGCAGCUGCGCAAGCUGGCCAAGCGCUACAAGGAUUACUACAUGGGUCUGCAAGCCCAAGCAGGCGGUACCGAGUCCAUCGCAGAGCUGGAGAAGAUUCGAGCCGAGUUGGAGGAGGUCAACGGUCAAUUGAGGGCACUGAAGGAAGAGCAAGAGAAGCUGACAAAGGAGAACGAGGAGCUGAAGAAACGCACAGAGCCCGAAACGGAUGCCAAUGCUGUGCGCCAGGAGUACAAGGCUAAGUUGGACAAACUGGUGGUGGACCUCACGGUGGCUCGUACUGAUUUGGCCAACCAGGAGACAUCCUUUGCCGGCACCAAGUCCUCCUACGACGAGACGAUCACCCGCCUGGAAAAGGAACUGCAGGACAACAUUGCCGCCAAUAAGGACAUCAACCAGCGACUCUCCCGCGAAAACGAAUCGCUGCACAUGAGAAUCAACCAGCUCACCCGCCAGCUGGGAUCGCAGCAGUCCACAAAGCCGUCGACCAGUUCCGUGGCCGAGAAGGGCAACAUCUCAGAGAGCUCUCCCCGCACGGCCAACGUGAAGCCAAUGUCCGGAUCGGCCACAGUGCAGCAGUCGGCCACCGUGACUCCGUGGCGCGGCGGCGAGACUCCUCUGGCCAGCAUCCGCCCAAUUUCGGUCCAGAACAGCCGCACGGCCGCCAUUCUUCCGACCAGCCAGCAGCCACCAGCUGGAUCCAGCACCACCACCUCCUCCUCCUCCUCUUCGUCAUCCACUUCGACCACAUCCGCUGCGGCCAGCGGGGGCAGCUCGGCGGUGGCCCAGACCGCUCUGGUGCCGCCUCAGCAGCAGGUCCACACCACCGGAAGUGCGGCCCUCGAGUCGAUGGCGUCCUCCUCGCCCACGUCCUCGCACACCGACUACAUGCCAUCCACCAGCUCGGCAUCGGUGGCCGUGGCUGCCAUUCCGCCGAUGGGUGCCUCGUCCGCGGCCGAAAGUUCCCAGGAGGCGGAGAGCAUCCAGCAUCCGCAACAGAACGAAUCGCAGCUGUUCGCGGGCGGAGCCCAGCAGCAGGUGGUGGCUCUGGUUUCGCCGCGCGUGGAAGGCUCCUCUUCGUCGUCCAGCUCCACCUCAGCGCCGAACGCCACGGCUCCGAGUGUCCAGGACGGCGGCAGCCAGAGCCAGCAGCCGAGCACGUCGGGCAGCAGCAGCAGCUCCUCGACGGUGGUGAGCAGCCACAGCCGGCACACUCCGUCCAGCAGCAAUGUGACCACCACCCAGGCCGGCUGUUCGUCGCAGGGCAUCAAGCGGCCACGCGACGUCGAGGGGGAUUCGUCCACCACCAACGAGGAGGGAGUGCCCGAUAAGAUGCCAAAAAUGACGAAGCGACUCCGCGGUCCGAUGCACAGCGGCGAACUGUCCGCCGGACACAUUGGCGACUCCGGAAUGGACGUGGAUCAAAUGCCGACCUCCUCGCAACGCGACCAGGAGGAUGACAUCCAGGUGGUGGACUCUGACGACGAGGAGGAUGUCCUGGCCGACGCCGACGAUGGUCCCAUUGACGGCGGCGAAGCCGAGCAGGAGGGCUACGAGGACUCCUACGAGCAGGACAACGAGAUCGACGACAACGAGGGCGCUGACGAUGACAACGACAUCGCCGUGGAUGCCCAGGACAACAACGAGGUGGACAUUGAGGAGGUGCCCGGACAGCACCUGCAGGCGCAGGAAGAGAGCCAGUCGCUGGACAGCCAGGCGGUGGCCACCGCCUCCGCUUCCGCGCAGGAGAACAACCAGAGUCAGGCCAUAACCAGUGGCAGUGGCGAGUCCUCGAAUCCGGUCUCCCUUCCUCAGGCCGAGGCCUCCAACUGGAAGCAGGCAGCCGCCUCCACAUCUUCGGCAGCUGCUCGUCGCAAUGAAAGCUGCGUGGAAAUAGUGAGCUCGCCGCAGGUGUCGAACUUUAGCGAGCAGCCCGCCCGCUUGGAGACCGCCGAAGUGGACGGCACCGCCGAGGUGGCCGAGGCUGCUCCGCACGAAAGUGCUGGGCCGAGCGACGAGGGUGCUGCCACGGCCAGUUCGCCGCAAAAGCAAGGCGAGCCAGGGGAGAGCAGUGGCAGCGAUGCCAACAAGGCUGCCAACGAGGGCGAUCACCCUGGAGGAGCAGAGAACGCCAGCGAGGCGGACGAGGCCUUCGCCGAGGAGACGGUGGCCACUGGCCAAGGAGAAGACUCCCAGCCCCUGGGAAACGAUACAGAUCCCAAUGUUGGCACCAGCCAGUCGGAGGUGUCCCACAACCAGGCCAAUCUUGCCGAGGGCAACCCCACCGAGGACAGCGAGGGCGCUGAUGGCGUCUCCUCUGAAGGCGAGAAGCAGGCGGUGGGUGUUGAGGAGGAAGGUCGAGAGGCGGAGGCCACCUCGCCGUCGGAGAACACGCGCUUUCGAACGCUGCGGAGUGCGGUGCCCACGCGACGAGGAGGACGCGCCAUGAUGCGCGGCGGCAGUCCGAACAACCAGAACCGACCGCAGCGCAUCGUCUGGCAGCGGGAGACGUCGCCGGGUAACAUGCAGCGGGACCAGAUGCCGCCAAACAACAAUCGCUUCGCCCAGAGGGCCCGCAGUCGGCGGCCCAUCCGUCGCCCGUCUCCGAACAACUUCAACAGCGGCGGACGAUUCCCCUAGGGCGAGGAGUUCGGCGGACCCGCAGACGAAAGUCCGCUGUAGGCUGACUAUAAUCAUUGCGUUUACUGGGCUAGAGAUAAGUCUCCUCGCAUUUAACUAUUACUAGGUUUACUGAAUCGACUAGACCACCCCGCAACUACAAUUACUACUCCACAUUCUCCCGCUUUCGAGUCAGGAUUUUUUUGCAGUUGCCAAGACGCAAAGGUCUUCGGUUAUUGUACAUUCACUUUAGCUAUACGAAUUAUAAUAAACAUUCAAUUAUUUAAUGGUCA